Messenger RNA from Branchiostoma floridae (Florida lancelet), 14481 nucleotides. Its product is annotated as dynein heavy chain 5, axonemal-like. Gene Ontology annotation, biological process: microtubule-based movement. Lineage: Eukaryota; Metazoa; Chordata; Leptocardii; Amphioxiformes; Branchiostomatidae. Gene Ontology annotation, molecular function: dynein intermediate chain binding; dynein light intermediate chain binding; ATP binding. Gene Ontology annotation, cellular component: dynein complex. The record is from RefSeq and is a predicted model, not a curated record.
UGAAGCAGUGUGGUUUUAAGAGAAGUUAAGUUUUGAUAGGACUUCGCUCCCUCCGAAACCUGAUAAGUCACUUGAGUUGGCUCAUUUGCAUAACGUCAGAGUGUGAGGCAGACGAGGGCUGUGAAGGCUGUAUGGACAGUCGGCACAGCGAAGGAACAAAAUAACGAACAUUCACCCAGCGAAAAACAACCAAAGGAUUUACUAAGAGUGGGAUUGAACUUCUGUGAUUCCAGGAGGAUAGCCAAGAGGGGGGAAAAUGGCUGACACAGAGGAAGCGGCCGCCACAGAAAACGGCGGACCAGGCGAGAAGGAAGCGACGAAAACACCGUCCCCUAAACCAGACACAGAAGUCGCUCCCCCUAUAGUCAGUAUUAAAGGCGAGGGUAAAGAUGACAAGAAAGAAGAAGCCGACAAACCGGGGAGAAAAACACAGGUUCACCAGCGCAGGGGGGCGUCCAUGGGGAGACCUGCACCCUCACCUGGUGAGGGCCAUGCCAGAGUGUCCAGGGCAAAGAAAGGUGUCGGAGAACUCAGUGGGAAAGUGGCCGCGCUGAUGGCCCAGAAGAAGACAGUGGUUCUGUCAGGAGAGGCGAUGAAAGAUCUGGCCAAACAGGCCAAGGCAACCAAGGAUGAGAGGAGACUGCAGCUGGAUGCGAGACACCAGUACAUCUUCACGAAGCUGGCGGAUGCUCUACAGAUGGAGCCAGCACAAGUGGAGGACCAAGUCCUGGGGGAUGAGAGGUUUGACCUGAUCGAGCCCUUCUUCAGCCCCGAGGGACCGCGGGUCCUCAUGUUCUUCUACCAGGAGACACUGGUGCAACGGGAGUCGAACUUCUCCAGAACAGAUGCCGCCAGCAGCAUCCACGCAGCUCCUCCUCAGAAGAAACUGUUCCUCACCACAGGCAGCCUGGAGGGUCUGACAGGACUGGCUCUGUUCUUCACCAAGACCACCAUCAAACCUAUCUUGGUCAACAAUGUUGUACAGGAUGUGAACUUUGGGAUGAUGGAUGCCUCCAAGGGGGGAGUGCUGAAUGCCUUGGAGAGCAUGCUGUCUGCUGUGCUGGUCCCUGCACUCAGGGCACAGGAGAGUUGGGGAGACCUACCUCCUGCCAGUACCCAGGUACAGGAUUUCCUGGAGGUAGUGGACAAGUUUGUGGGGAGUCUGAGUGGGGCGCGGGACAACAUGGAGGGCAAAAUAGAGCUGGAGGAACCCGACCUUGGGUACAAUGUGUACGACCUUCGCCACCCAUCGGAGUUCAUGCAGGCUGCCACCAAUGCAGACCUGAUGGAGAAGGUAGAGAACCUGAUCGGGAUCUGGUCCAAGCAGAUUGAGCAGGUUCUGGCCGAGAGUGAGCAGAUGAGGAAGGAGGCUGACGACAUCGGGCCGGCCGCAGAGCUGGACCACUGGAAGAAACGCAUGGCCAAGUUCAACAGUCUGUUGGACCAGAUAAAGAGCCCCCACUGCAAGGCCGUAGUUGGAGUCCUGACGGCCGCCAAGUCCCGCAUGCUGAAACGCUGGAAGGAGUUGGACAGUCGCAUCACAGACGCAGCCAACGAGGCCAAGGACAACGUCAAGUACCUGUACACCCUGGACAAGUUCUUCGGGCCGCUCACCAAGAACACACCUACAGAGAUGGUUGAGCACAUCCCCAGCCUGAUGAACAACAUCCGGAUGAUCCACUCCAUCUCCCAGUACUACAACACCUCCGAGCGCAUGACCUCUCUCUUCGUCAAGGUCACCAACCAGAUGAUCACUACCUGUAAGGCUUACAUCACCCAGGGGGUCACCAAGGUCUGGGACCACGAGAGGGCCCCACUGUUGAAGAGGAUCUCUGAGUGCAUUGAGCUGAACCGUGCGUACCAGCGCGUCUUCCACAAGACCAAGGAGAAACUGAAGGAGAACCCGCACGAGAGACAGUUCGAGUUCAGUGAGAACUACAUCUUUGGGAAGUUCGACACGUUCUGCAAGCGGCUUGAGAAGGUAGCCGACAUGCUGAACACCAUGGAGAGUCUGUCAGGGCUGUCGGGGGUGAAGAUUGAAGGCAUGGAGGCGAUGGCUGUGCGCUAUCAGACUAUCGUUUCCAACACAAAAAAGAAGCAGUACGAUGUGCUCGACCACAGAAAGUCUGAGUUUGACAAUGACUACAUGGAGUUCCGCAGCCAGAUUGAUGGGUUACAGAUGUCCCUGCAGAACUUUGUGGACCAGUGGUUCGAGAGGAACCUCACCACUGAGAAGGCCUUGGAGCUCCUGGAGAAGUUCGAGAAGAUCCGCGGUGCCAAGCUCGACCUUGAGGAGAAGUACAUGCGCGUCCUUGGCUGGUUCGGCCGCGACCUUGAGAACAUCCGUAAGGCGUACCAGAAGUUCAAAGACAACCCCUCUAUCCCGCGGAACCUGCCGCCGGUGGCGGGUAAGAUCGCCUGGGCACGGCAGCUGUACAGGAAGAUCGAGACUCCCAUGCAGUACUUCAAGAAGAAGCCUGACAUCAUGAGGACUGCUGAAGCCAAGAAGGCCAUCCGCAGCUACAACAAGAUGGCAACUGUGCUCCUGGAGUUUGAGAUGCUGUAUCACCGUGCGUGGUGCCGCGCUGUGGAAACCAUCAAGACUGGCAUGAACGCAUCACUGGUGGUCAGGCAUCCGGAGACAAAGCAACUGUACGUGAACUUCGACCCUGCUGUGAUGGAGUUGAUGGUGGAAGCAAAGUACCUGAAGAAGAUGGGUCUGGAGGUUCCUGACAGUGCCUACACGCUCUGUCUCAAGAACGAUGAGAUCAAACAGAACCACAUCGCGCUGAAGGAGGUUCUGCAUGAGUUUGAGGGGAUUGUGGCUCGGAUCCCGAACGUGCUGCUGCCGCUGAUGCGCCCCUUCAUCAACCAUGUGGAGGAGGCAGUGCAGCCGGGCCUCACCAUGCUCACAUGGACCUCUGUCAACAUCGACACAUACAUUGGGAACAUCUACAAGGCCCUGAACAACCUGGAGCUCCUAACCAAGCAAGCUUCAGACGUACUGGAGUGUCGCAUCGAGAGCGUUCUCACCGAGAUGUCCUUUACUGCGCUCUGCGACCUUCCUGAAGACGAACCUGUCCAAGUGUCUCACUUCCUGGAGGUCACCGAGAAGACCUGCAACGAUGCCUCGACUUUCUUGGCCAAACAAAGUGCCCUUGUUGAGGAGGCAGUGUUUGAGCUGAUGGACCUGCUGAAGAAACACCUGAGGCCGUCUGAGCAGACCAACUUGGAGUUUCCUGUUCUGUUCCAGCGGGAGACUGAGUUCCGUUGCCUGCGCCCUGACGCCAAACACAAGACGCGCUGCCAGGAGUGUCAGCCCUGCUGCUACUUCAACCUGCUCACCUACUACAACCAGAGGAACACCGAGUCUCUCGUCAAGUGCACCCGUCUCUCCUUGGAGGCCAUCAAGCGCCGCCUGCAGACCACCAACAAGUACCAGGAAGAGAUGCGCAAGAAGGAGGCCCCCAAACACCCGCUCUUCAAGGCAGAGAUCAUCCUGGCCAUCCCCAAUGUUGUGAUGCGGCCCAGCCUGGACGACAUCCAGUCCAUCCUGAACAAGGCUGUUCAGCACAUCCUGAGCAUGGCGAAAGUCGUGCCGCAGUGGGCGCACACCCAGUGGCUUCUUAAGCAGCAUCAGAGGGAAUCGGAGGCGGCCCAGGAGAUCGGUGAGGAUGCUAAGCUGAUGCCGGCCUCCUACACCAAGACCCUGGACAAGGUCAUCACCGAGCACAAGGACAUCACCAAGGUCGUGGUGUCCUUGAACUCCAUCAUCGGAGGCUUCAAGGUGGACUGCCAGGCCAUCCUGGAGGACUUCAACUGCUUCAAGGAGCUGUGGACAGAUGAGCCAGCUGACACUGUGAAGGAGUUUAUGGACUCGAACCCGAUCAUGUCGGAGUUCGAGGCCCAGCUGCGGUACUACCAGAAGAUGCAGACAGACAUCGAGGAACUGCCGGUGAGCUAUCGCGUCGGCUCCGUCGUCUUCAUGACGGAACCUCUGCAGACUGCACUCAUCUCAGAGUGUAAGAACUGGAAGCGAGCGUUCGGCAAGGCCCUGAACACCAAGGCCAGCAGCGACAUGGAGUUCAUCUUCAACUUCAUCGACGACCUCAGCAAGCGCCUCAGCAGGCCCAUCAAGGACCUUGACGACGUGCGUGCAGCCAUGGCGUCGCUGGCGGAGAUCCGAGAGAACGAGAUAAAGAUCGACAUGACAAUCGGGCCCAUCGAGGAGACGUACAUGCUUCUCAACAAGUUUGAGCUGUUCUUCGAGGAUGGGAAUGCCGAGAGGGUGGACAACCUGCGCUACAGCUGGAACAACCUCCUGCAACAGAUGAAGGAUGUUCAGAACCACCUGCUGCAGAUCCAGCCGACCUUCAAGGCCGACCUUCUGGCCGGCGUGGUCAAGUUCCAGGAGGACACGAGCUUCUUCUACGGAGACUACGACGGAAAGGGCCCGAAUGUCCAGGGCAUCCAACCCCGCGAGGCCAGCGACCGCCUUGUCGUCUUCCAGGCUCGGUUUGAUGAGCUGUGGGCCAAGUACAACACCUACUCAGGCGGGGAGGAGCUGUUCGGGCUCUCAGUGCAGGAAUAUCCAGACCUGCAGCGCAUACGGCGCGAACUUGCGCUGUCCCAGAAGCUGUACGGGCUCUACAACACGGUCAUCGAGAGUGUGAGCGGGUACUACGACAUCCUGUGGAGCGAAGUGGACAUUGAGAAGAUCAACGGAGAACUUCUCGACUUCCAGAACAAGUGUCGCAAGUUACCCAAGGGCCUAAAGGAGUGGCAGGCUUUUGAAGAUCUUAAGAAGAAGAUCGACGACUUCAGCGAGACGAUCCCGCUUCUUGAGAUGAUGUCGAACAACGCCAUGAUGCCACGCCACUGGGACCGCCUGUCCCAGAUCACAAACACCACCUUCGACGUCGACAACGAGAACUUCCAGCUCCGCAACAUCAUGGAGGCUCCUCUGCUGGAGAACAGGGAGGACAUCGAGGACACCUGCAUCGCAGCCAUCAAGGAGAGAGACAUUGAGGGCAAGCUGAAGCAGGUGAUCGCGGAGUGGAGCGCCCAAAGUCUGUCGUUCGGACAGUUCAAGUCGCGCGGCGAGCUCCUGCUGAAGGGUAACGAGACGUCUGAGAUCAUUGUGUUUCUGGAGGACAGCCUGAUGAUCCUGUCAUCGCUCAUGAGUAACAGGUACAACGCCCCGUUCAAGCCGACCAUCCAGCAGUGGGUGCAGAAGCUGUCCCAGACCAGUGAGAUCAUCGAGAACUGGCUGGUGGUGCAGAACCUCUGGGUCUACCUGGAGGCCGUGUUUGUGGGGGGCGACAUCGCCAAACAGCUGCCACAGGAAGCAAAACGGUUCAGCAACAUCGACAAGUCAUGGAUCAAGAUCAUGCAGCGCGCUCACGAGAACCCGAACGUGGUGGCGUGCUGCACGGGAGACGACACCAUGAGCCAGCUGCUGCCACAUCUGCUGGAGCAGCUCGAGCUGUGUCAGAAGUCACUCACUGGCUACCUUGAGAAGAAGCGUCUGAUUUUCCCGCGGUUCUUCUUCGUGUCUGACCCGGCCCUGCUGGAGAUCCUCGGCCAGGCCAGCGACUCCCACACCAUCCAGAGCCACCUCCUCAGCCUGUUUGACAACGUCUACAGGGUCGACUUCCACGAGAAGGAAUACGACAAGAUCCUCGCCAUCAACUCACAGGAAGGAGAGAAGGUUGAACUUGUCGAGCCUGUGGUCGCCCAAGGAAACGUUGAGUUGUGGCUGGGGAAGCUUCAGGAGGUCCAGCAGAAGUCCAUCCACAGUGUGACACGCAGCGCCUCUCUCGCCAUCGCAGACCAGGGCUUCAAGCUUGUUGAGUUUGAGAACAUGUUCCCUGCACAGAUUGGCCUGCUUGGUAUCCAAAUGCUCUGGACCAGAGACUCUGAGGAGGCUCUGUCAAAUGCAAGAACAGACAAGAAGGUUAUGCAAACGACCAACCAGAACUUCUUAGACAUGCUGAACAUGUUGAUUGACAUGACGACGGAGGACCUGUCCAAGUAUGAGCGCACCAAGUAUGAGACACUCAUCACCAUCCAUGUCCACCAGAGGGACAUCUUCGACGAUCUGGUCCGCAUGCACAUCAGGACCCCCUCAGACUUUGAGUGGCUGAAGCAGUCUCGGUUCUACUACAACGAGGACAUGGACAAAUGUGUGAUCUCUAUCACAGACGUCGACUUCCAGUACUGUAACGAGUAUGUCGGCUGCACGGAGCGUCUUGUCAUCACACCACUCACUGACAGAUGCUACAUCACCCUGGCCCAGGCCAUCGGCAUGAGCAUGGGCGGAGCGCCGGCCGGCCCUGCCGGUACAGGCAAGACUGAGACCACUAAGGACAUGGGACGCUGUCUGGGCAAGUACGUCGUCGUCUUCAACUGCUCCGAUCAGAUGGACUUCCGAGGACUGGGCAGAAUCUACAAAGGUCUGGCCCAGUCUGGCAGCUGGGGCUGUUUUGAUGAGUUCAACAGGAUCGAGCUGCCUGUGCUGUCCGUGGCAGCUCAGCAGAUCCAGAUCGUUCUGCAGUGUAAGAAGGAGCGCAAACCCACCUUCAUCUUCAUGGACGGAGACAUCGUGUCCAUGAACCCAGAGUUUGGGAUCUUCCUCACCAUGAACCCUGGUUACGCAGGGCGACAGGAGCUUCCAGAGAACCUGAAGAUCAACUUCCGCACGGUGGCCAUGAUGGUUCCGGAUCGGCAGAUCAUCAUCCGUGUGAAGCUGGCCUCCUGUGGGUUCCAGCAGAACAUCGUGCUGGCCAGGAAGUUCUUCAUCCUCUACAAACUGUGCGAGGAGCAGCUGUCCAAACAGGUCCACUACGACUUUGGUCUGCGUAACAUCCUGUCGUGCCUGCGGACCAUGGGUGGGGUGAAGCGUGGGAGCCCCAACGACACCGAGGCCACCAUCGUCAUGAGGGUGCUUAGGGACAUGAACCUCUCAAAGCUGGUUGAUGAAGACGAGCCCUUGUUCAUGAGUCUGAUUGAGGACUUGUUCCCAGGCAUCCAGCUGGACAAGGCCGGUUACCCCGAACUGGAGGCUGCCAUCGAGAAGGAGUGUGAAGAGUUUGGACUCCAGCACCACCCACCAUGGGUGCUGAAGCUGAUCCAGCUGUAUGAGACCCAGAGGGUUCGGCACGGCUUCAUGGCGCUUGGUCCGACCGGCGGCGGCAAGACCAAGUGCAUCCACCUGCUGAUGAAAGCCAUGACAGACAUUGGUGAGCCCCAUCGUGAGAUGCGUAUGAACCCCAAGGCCAUCACGGCCCCGCAGAUGUUCGGCACGCUCGACGUGGCCACCAACGACUGGACAGACGGAAUCUUCUCUACGCUGUGGCGGCGCACGCACAAGGUGAAGAAGGGAGAGCACGUGUGGCUGGUGCUCGACGGGCCGGUCGACACCCUCUGGAUCGAGAACCUCAACAGUGUGUUGGACGACAACAAGACCCUGACUCUGGCCAACGGUGACCGGAUCCCCAUGGCCAUGGACUGUAAGAUCGUGUUCGAGCCCGAUAACGUCGACAACGCUUCCCCCGCCACCGUGUCACGGAACGGCAUGGUGUUCAUGAGCUCUUCUGUACUGGACUGGGACCCCAUCAUCAAGGCCUGGCUGCGGAGGAGGCCUCCCCAACAGUCCGAGAUCCUGUGGAAUCUGGUGGAGUCCAUCUUCCCCGACCUCUACAUCUUCGUCAACCAGAGCCUCUGGCCUAAAAUGAAGACCCUGGAGUGUAACUACGUGAAGCAGCUGAUCGACCUUCUGGAGGGUCUUAUCCCCACCGGGGAGGACGGCACACCUAAGAACCUGCCCAAGGACCACCUGGCCAAGAUCUUCAUCUUCGCGCUGAUGUGGUCGCUGGGGGCACUGCUGGAGCUGGAGGACAGGGCAAAGAUGGAGGAGUUCAUCAGGAAGCACGAGGCAGACCUGUCCAUGCCACCUGUAGAGCCGGGCAGCCAGGACACCAUGUUUGAGUUCUACGUGGACGACAACGGACAGUGGAAACACUGGAACACGAGGGUGGAGUCGUACUUGUACCCGAAGGACAGUAUCCCAGACUACGCCUCCAUCCUGGUGCCCAACGUGGACAACGUCCGGACCGACUACCUCAUGGACGUUAUCAUGAAACAGGAGAAGGCAGUGCUGCUCAUUGGUGAACAGGGUACAGCCAAGACUGUGAUCAUCAAGGGCUACAUGGGUAAAUACGACCCAGAACAGCAUCUCACCAAGGCUCUCAACUUCUCCAGCGCCACACAGCCAACCACCUUCCAGCGCACCAUUGAGAGCUAUGUUGACAAGCGUGUGGGCACCACAUACGGCCCCCCUGCAGGUAAACACAUGACGGUGUUCGUGGACGACAUCAACAUGCCCAUCAUCAACGAAUGGGGAGACCAGAUCACCAAUGAGAUUGUGAGACAGCUGGUUGAGACGAAAGGGUUCUACAAUCUGGAGAAGCCAGGAGAGUUCACCAACAUCGUGGAUAUGCAGUUUGUGGCUGCCAUGAUCCAUCCAGGCGGUGGUCGUAACGACAUCCCUGCCCGUCUGAAGCGCCAGUUCACCAUCUACAACUGCACCCUGCCCUCCAAUGCCUCCAUGGACAAGAUCUUCACCACCAUUGCAGACGGCUACUUCGUCAAGGAGCGUGGCUUCAAACCGGAAGUGAAGGACUUGGCUGUGAGUCUGGUGCCGUGCACCCGGCGUCUGUGGCAGGCCACCAAGGUCAAGAUGCUGCCCACCCCCGCCAAGUUCCACUAUAUCUUCAACCUCAGGGAUCUGUCAAGGAUCUGGCAGGGCAUGCUGACGGUGACCUCUGAGAUCGACCCUAACAACGACCUGAUCAUGCGUCUGUGGAAGCAUGAGUGCACGCGUGUCAUCGCAGACAGGUUCACCAACCAUCCUGACAAGGAGUGGUUCGAAAAGAUGAUCUUCAAGGUUGCAGAGGAGGACAUGGGCACAGCUCUGGCUGAAAAUGUGAAGGAAGGAGACAGUGCUUACUUUGUGGACUUCCUGCGGGAUGCUCCAGAGGCUACAGGGGAUGAGCCCGAUGACGCAGACCUUGACGCUCCAAAGAUCUACGAGCCAGUCGAUACGCUGAAGUCUCUGUCUGACCGAGCGCUCAGCUUCCAGGAGCAGUACAACGAGACCAUCAGGGGAGGGAAGAUGGACCUCGUGUUCUUCGAGGAUGCGCUGAUCCACUUGCUGAAGAUUUCCCGCAUCAUCCGUACUCCCAUCGGUAACGCCAUGCUGGUGGGUGUGGGGGGCUCGGGCAAGCAGAGUCUGACUCGUCUGGCCAGCUACAUCGCAGGAUACAAGACCUUCCAGAUUGUGCUCUCCAGAACGUACAAUGCCAGUAACCUCCUGGAUGACCUGAAGGUCCUGUACAGGAUGUCAGGGUUGAAAGGUCAGGGUGUGACCUUCAUCUUCACUGACAACGAGAUCAAGGACGAGGGCUUCCUGGAGUACAUGAACAACCUGCUGGCUACAGGAGAGAUCUCCAACCUGUUUGCCCGUGAUGAGAUUGAUGAGAUCACCUCGGAGCUGAUCCCUGUGAUGAAGAAGGAGUUCCCUCGCCACCCUCCCACCAACGAGAACCUCUACAACUACUUCCUUAGCCGCGCCCGAAGCAACCUGCACGUCGUGCUCUGCUUCUCUCCAGUGGGGGAGAACUUCCGCAGCCGCGCGCUCAAGUUCCCGGCGCUGUUCUCUGGCUGUACGAUGGAUUGGUUCCUGCGCUGGCCCAAGGACGCGCUAAUCGCUGUUGCCGACUACUUCCUGGCUAACUUCCAGAUCCGCUGCACAGAGCAUGUGAAGAACAGCGUGGUCAACACCAUGGGGAAAAUCCAUGAUCUGGUUGCUGAGAAGUGUGUGGAGUACUUUGAGCGUUUCCGUCGCCAGAUGCACGUGACACCCAAGUCUUAUCUGUCCUUCCUGGCUGGCUACAGGACCAUCUACACUGAACACCUGAAUGAAGUGGGGAUUCUGGACCAGAGGAUGAAGACAGGUCUGGCCAAACUGGUGGAGGCUCAGGAGUCGGUCAAUGAGCUCUCCAAGGAGCUGGCAGUCAAGGAGAAGGACUUGGCUGUAGCCUCCAAGAAUGCUGACAAGGUGUUGGUUGAAGUGACAGCCAGUGCACAGGCAGCUGAGAAAGUGAAGGCCCAGGUGCAGAAGGUGAAAGACAAGGCCCAGGCCAUUGUGGAUGAGAUCGCUGCAGACAAGAGCAUCGCAGAGAGCAAACUAGCUGCUGCCAAACCAGCUCUGGAGGAGGCAGAGGCUGCCUUACAGACCAUCAAGCCAGCUGACAUUGCCACGGUGCGUAAGCUGGGCAAGCCUCCCCACCUGAUCAUGCGCAUCAUGGACUGCACCCUGCUGCUGUUCCAGCGCAAGAUCAACCCGGUCGUGCAGGAUCCUGAGAGGCCGUGCGCCGCGCCGUCAUGGUCCGAGGCUCUCAAGCUGAUGAACAACUCUGGCUUCCUGCAGUCUCUGCUCACAUUCCCUAAGGACACCAUCAAUGAGGAGACAGUGGAGCUGCUGACCCCGUACCUGGAGAUGGAGGAUUAUACCCUGGACAGUGCCAAGAAGGUGUGCGGCAACGUGGCAGGGUUGUGCGCCUGGACCAGGGCCAUGGCCUUCUUCUACACCAUCAACAAGGAGGUCUUACCUCUCAAGGCUAACUUAGCAGUACAGGAGGCCCGUUUGGGCAUUGCCAUGGGUGACCUGAACACUGCUCAGGCCCAGCUGGACGCCAAGCAGAAGGAACUGGAUAUCGUACAGGCGCAGUACGACGCAGCCAUGAAGACCAAACAGGACUUGCUGGACGAUGCUGAGGCUUGCCGUCGCAAGAUGAACAACGCAGAGGCCCUGAUCCACGGGCUGUCGGGUGAGAAAGUCCGCUGGACCGCGGCCAGCAAGUUGUUUGAGGAUCAGAUCCGCAGGCUGGUUGGGGACGUGCUCCUAGCCACGGGAUUCCUGUCGUACUCCGGACCCUUCAACCAGGUCUUCCGCGACGAGCUCAUGGUCUGCUGGAAGAAGGAGAUGGUCAUGUGCAAGAUUCCUUACACUGAGGACUUAAACCUGGUGACCAUGCUGGUUGACAAUGCCACCAUCGGAGACUGGAACCUCCAGGGCCUGCCCAACGACGAGCUGUCCUCUCAGAACGGCAUCAUCACCACGAAGGCUGCCCGCUUCCCGCUCAUGAUCGACCCUCAGAACCAGGGCAAGACCUGGAUCAAGAACAUGCAGAAGGACAACGAACUGCAGGUGACCAGCCUGAACCAUAAGUACUUCAGGACCCACCUGGAGGAUGCCCUGUCCUUGGGACGACCCCUCCUGAUUGAAGACGUGGGAGAAGAGUUGGACCCCGCCCUGGACAACGUCUUGGAGAAGAACUUCAUCAAAUCUGGCUCCACCUUCAAGGUGAAAGUGGGAGACAAGGAGGUUGAUGUGAUGACUGGGUUUAAGUUGUACAUCACCACCAAGCUGGCUAACCCUGCGUACACCCCCGAGGUUGCCGCCCGAACCAUGAUCAUCGACUUCACUGUGACCAUGAAGGGUCUGGAGGAUCAGCUACUGGGCAGAGUCAUCCUCACAGAGAAGGCGGAACUGGAAGCCGAGCGCACGACCCUCCUGGAAGAGGUCAACAACAACAAGAGGAAGAUGAAGGAGCUGGAGGACAACCUGCUGUACCGACUGACAUCAACAGAGGGCUCUCUUGUGGAGGAUGAGAGCCUGAUCGAGGUGCUGCGGGUUACCAAGACGACGGCUGAGGACGUCAGCGAGAAGCUGACCAUCGCCGCGGAAACGGAGAUCAAGAUCAACACUGCGAGAGAGGAGUUCCGGCCUGUUGCCUCCCGUGGCAGUGUGCUGUACUUCCUGAUUGUGGAGAUGAGUUUGGUGAAUGUGAUGUACCAGACUGCCCUGAAGCAGUUCCUCCACACCUUUGACAUCUCCAUGGCACGCUCCCAGAAGUCUCCCAUCCCCCAGAAACGUAUCGCCAACAUCAUUGAGUACCUCACCUUUGAGGUGUUUGCGUACACAGUGCGUGGCCUGUACGAGCAGGACAAGUUCCUGUACACCCUCCUGCUGGCCCUGAAACUGGACCUGCAGGCGAAGGCCAUCCGCCACGAGGAGUUCCAGACUUUCAUCAAAGGUGGUGCAGCCCUGGACCUGAACGCUGUGGAGCCAAAGCCGAAGAAGUGGAUUCUGGACAUGACCUGGCUUAACCUGGUCCAGCUCAGCAAGCUGCCGCAGUUCAGCCAGAUUGUCAACCAGGUUGCUCGUAAUGACAAGGGGUGGAAGACCUGGUUCGACUCUGACGCCCCCGAGGACGAGCCCAUCCCAGAUGGGUAUGACAGCUCCCUGGACAUCUUUGGGAAGACCCUGCUGGUUCGCUCCUGGUGCCCGGACCGUACCAUCCCACAGGCACGCAACUACAUCGGCGAGAGGAUCGGAGUCAGGUUUGCAGAGGGAGUGAUCCUAAACAUGGAGCAGAUGUGGGAAGAGAGCACCACCCGAGAGCCCAUGGUCUGCUUCCUGUCCAUGGGGUCUGAUCCCUCCGAGAACAUUGAACGGCUGGCCAAGAGCAAGGGGAUGCCCAUUAGAGCGAUCUCCAUGGGACAGGGACAGGAGGUCCAUGCGAGGCGCCUGGUUUCCCAGUUCAUGGCCGAGGGAGGCUGGGUGCUGCUGCAGAACUGCCAUCUGGGACUGGACUACAUGGAGGAACUGCUCGACGUGUUGAACACCACAGAGAACAUCAACGAGACGUACCGCACCUGGCUGACCACCGAGGUGCACAAGAAGUUCCCCAUCAACCUGCUGCAGCAGUCCAUCAAGUACACCAACGAGCCACCACAGGGCGUCAAGGCCGGGCUCAAGAGGACAUAUGCUGCCUUCAACCAGGAGUUCAUCGACAUCUCCAACAUGCCCCAGUGGAAGCCCAUGCUUUACGGCGUGGCGUUCCUCCACACCACAGUCCAGGAGCGGCGCAAGUUCGGCCCGCUCGGAUGGAACAUCCCGUACGAGUUCAACCAGGCCGACUUCAACGCCAGCGUGCAGUUCGUGCAGAACCAUCUGGAUGAGCUGGAUCUCAAGAAGGGUGUGUCAUGGAACACCGUACGUUACAUGCUAGGUGAGAUUCAGUACGGCGGCCGUGUCACUGACGACUUGGACAAGAUCCUGCUCAACACCUACUGCAGGGUCUGGUUUGGAGAUCACAUGUUCGGCCCCAACUUCGUCUUCUACAAGGGUUACCCCAUCCCUAAGUGUAAGAACAUCCAGGAGUACCGAGACUACAUCCAGAGCUUGCCGCUGAAGGACACGCCCGAGGUGUUCGGUCUGCAUCCCAACGCUGACAUCACCUACCAGACCAGCAUGGCCAACAGCACCCUGGGCACCAUAGUGAGCAUCCAGCCAAAGGAGAGCGCCGGGGGCGGCGGGGAAACACGUGAGAGCGUCGUGCAGAGGCUGGCCAAUGAGAUGCUGGAGAAACUGCCGCCAGACUACGUGCCUCAUGAGGUGAAAGAGCGUCUGCGUAAGAUGGGCCACCUGGCGCCGAUGAACAUCUUCCUGCGGCAGGAGAUCGACCGGAUGCAGCGGGUCAUCACGCUGGUCCGCACGACCCUGACCGACCUGAACCUCGCCAUCGAGGGAACCAUCAUCAUGAGUGAGAACCUCCGCGAUGCCCUGGACAACAUGUACGAUGCUCGGGUGCCAGCUGCCUGGAAGAAGGUGUCCUGGGAGUCGGCCACGCUGGGUUUCUGGUUCACGGAGCUCCUGGAGAGGAACACCCAGUUCUCCACGUGGGUGUUCGAGGGGCGACCCCUGCAGUUCUGGAUGACCGGGUUCUUCAACCCUCAGGGUUUCCUGACAGCCAUGCGACAGGAGAUCACACGAGCGCACGCCGCGAAGGGCUGGGCGCUGGACAUGGUCAUACUGCACAACGACGUCACCCGGAUGUUCAAGGAGGACGUCGUCGCACCUCCCCCGGCUGAAAUAGGCGGUGUGUAUGUGUACGGCCUGUUCUUGGACGGAGCUAGCUGGGACAGAAAGAACAUCAAGUUGAUUGAGCCCCAGCCCAAAGUGCUCUUCACCAACAUGCCCGUGGUUCACAUCUAUGCCAUCAAUAAUGCUGGACCCAAGGAUGAGACCAAGAAACAGCCUGCAGGAGUAGCCCUCUACGAAUGUCCCGUUUACAAGAAGCCACGCCGAACGGAUCUCACCUUUAUCUUGAGGCUGAAGCUGAGGACGACCAACUCUCCCGAACACUGGGUCCUCCGAGGAACCGCCUUGCUCUGUGACACAAAAUAGAGGUUUAGAAAGACCAUCCAGUACUACUCGUGCCCGGUGUAUAAGAAGCCCAAACGCACGGACCUGACUUUCAUCUUGCACAUUCUGCUGAAGACCGGCGUGAACCCCGAACACUGGGUCCUGAGGGGCUGCGCUCUCCUCUGCGACACGAAGUAGUCUUGAUG